This is a messenger RNA of Patiria miniata (bat star), 1787 nucleotides long. It is a transcript of the gene ccdc25, whose product is annotated as coiled-coil domain-containing protein 25-like. Lineage: Eukaryota; Metazoa; Echinodermata; Asteroidea; Valvatida; Asterinidae. The coding region runs from base 544 to 1161 and encodes 205 amino acids. The record is from RefSeq and is a predicted model, not a curated record. The transcript is spliced from 7 exons.
GCUGCUGGACUUUAACUAUGUCCUUUGUUGGCCCAUGGCACUAUGGUACCCCUUGAGUUGCAAUCUGAUAGUGUUUUCGAUGUCAAAGUCACGUUUUAAAAGUGAAACUUGACAACACAUUCUCGCCUUUCGAUCUCUUCGUGCAUCAACACACCAACACGCAGUCGAAAUUAUUCAGUCUGCGUCCUGUGCUCGUAUUGUACCACUACCAAGAUACAGAGAGUCUGGGUACCGAAUUUGUGACACCUCAGUUAAAGAAACUUGGGUUUCGCUUUCUGUGGUCUAAAUUCCGUUUGCUCAAAAGAUGAUUUUCAAUUUUCCAACAAAACAGUACUCCUGCUAGUCAUGUUAUGUCAUGUCGAUCUAAAAUGCAGUUUUCAGACGUUUUUAUAUUAGUUUUUCCGUCACCGUGACACUGACAUCGCGCCCUCAAGAGUCCAGUCUAAAAUAAAUAUUCAGCAGGGACGGACGGCACGGCAUGUAUGCAACAUCAUUAGAAAAUGUACCCAGAUGAUUUGAUUAAGUGUCCAUAAAGUCUCCAAAAUGGUUUUCUAUUUCAAGAGUGAAGGAUAUGUCAUCUAUGUCGGCAUUGACAAAUAUGAAAAUGAAGAAUUGAUUAAGUAUGGCUUUCCUGAAGAUAUAUGGUUCCACGUAGACAAGCACUCCUCAGCUCACGUGUAUUUAAGGUUACCUAAAGGGGAGAAUAUCCACGCCAUUCCAGCUACAGUCCUAGAGGACUGCGCACAGCUUGUUAAAGCCAAUAGCAUCACAGGGAACAAAAUCAAUAACAUUAAUGUGGUCUACACGCCAUGGAGUAACCUCAAGAAGACGGGCGACAUGGAUGUUGGUCAGGUGGGAUUCCAUAAACAGAGAGAGGUCCUGAGUGUAAAAGUAGAAAAGAGAAGCAAUGAGAUUGUCAACAGACUGAACAAGACGAAAGAAGAGAGGAUGCCCGACCUGCAAGCGGAAAGAGAGGAACGUGACCGGGUGGAGCGGGAGGCGGCCAAGAAGGUAACCAGAGAGAAGAAAGAGAAGGAAAAAGAAGAAGCUCGACAGCGAGAGAAAGACGCCGAAAUCAGGAAUUAUUCAUCUCUGAUGACUGCCAGCAAUAUGAGAUCAAACGCUGAAGUUCAUUCGGAUGAUUCCGACGAUUUUAUGUAAAAAACAAAAACAAAAUUGUGCAUGAACUUGAGGAACAUCAACAGACUUGGAAAACUGCAUGAGGAAAAUCAGCAUGCGGGCAGCAGACCGACGAUACACGAAGAAUAUUUUGAUGUAUUGGCUUCGUGUAUUUACUAACGAGGGCGCUCUUUGGCAUCCCUGUGAGAGCAUUGGUGACUUCGGUGGGCAUGGGUAGGCAACCCCAGACCAUAUUCUUGAUAGAGACGUUUUUGUAGAGUUGGACUCUAUGCCCAGGUUAUCCUGAACAACGAACUGAUUUGGACACAUUUUUAUGGAGUUAUAUUUGUCCUAGUAAUUUCAUCAGGGGUAGGACAUCAAACUUCUAAGGUGAAAGGAGUAUGACCUCAAACUUGUAAGGUGAAAAGACCCUAUCUACAUGUAUUUACGUCCCGCCAAUACGCACGCGAGCAGACACGUUCCAGCCGUGCGCGUCAUAUCACGUGGCAUGUCAGAGUUUUCUGCCACGUGAGACAUUAAGCACCACUGUGAUUGGUCAAAACCUCAUGGGCAAUUUGUAGACGUUGGGGAAUAGUCAGGUCAGGGAACCAGACUACUGGCUUGCACCCAUUCACGGAUGUGUAACUGAUUGCAAAGAAAAUGUGGAC